AUGGCUUUCUCGCAGGACCCUCGGUCGUCUUCCGCACACUCACUGACUCCUGGGCCGGAUGGAGAAUGUGGCCGUCGUCGCAUCCUGUUGUUGGUUUACAUCCAUGGCUUCAUGGGCAACGAGACCAGCUUCAAGAGCUUCCCCGCACAUCUCCACAACUUGCUGGCCAUAACCUUGGCAGAGUCGCAUGUUGUGCAUACCAAGAUAUACCCAAGAUACCAGUCACGCUACUCCCUCAGAGUCGCACGGGACCAAUUCUCCAAAUGGCUCACUCCAAAUGAGACUUCAUGGACAGAUGUGAUACUACUCGGCCAUUCCAUGGGCGGCCUGGUCGCUGCCGACAUUGCUCUUCUGUUCAAGCAUAACAUCCUAGGCGUCGUCAAUUUCGAUGUCCCUUUCCUUGGGAUGCACCCCGGCAUCGUCAAGGCAGGACUGGGAAGCAUAUUCAACUCGCCUACCCCCGAGGACUCAACCCCCGACGCCGCUGUUGGCAACCGGCCAAGCAGAACCGACACUCUCUUCAACCCGAAACCAGCAGAUCCCAACUACGAUCCUCGGUUCCCCAAUGACGUCCACCUGCCAGUCCGCAAAGGAUGGGAGAGCGCCCUUCAUUUCUUCAACAAGCAUGCCGAUGAUUUGAUCUCGGCGGGCAAAGUCCUAGUAAAGUCACAUGCUCAGUUCGGCGGGGCCAUGGCCGACUACCGCAAGCUCAAGGACCGUUACGCACGAAUACGCGCCUUGGAAGAAGACGACGAAGCGGUGAGGAGGUCCGCCAAUCCCGAAGUUCAACAUCCACCCCGCAUACGCUUUGUGAAUUACUACACUGCGAGCACCGGUCGUGUUAAGAAGCCGAAGUCGCCCAAGACUCCGUCGGGGUCGCGGCCUACUAGCAGGAAUUCUGAGGGGCCAGCCCAGAGCAUCGCUUCCUUUGCGUCAGGCUCUCAGGUAGCGUUGACGCAUGCGAGUUCACAGUCUACAGGCAUGAUAAGCCCUCGAAUUUCCGUUGAUGAGUAUAGGAACAACGAAGUCAUUCCUGUCAGCCCGCAAGAGGCGCCAUUGGGAGUUGGUCUGAGCGAGAAUGCGGCCGAGGAUACUGGCUCUGGACCCAACUUACCUCCUGUACCAGAGAUGCCACAAGAGCCCCCCUUUGUCGACCCCACUCGAUAUCCAGGCAAGGCCGAACGGAAAGCCGCAGAGAAAGAAUAUGCAGAAGCACUCAAAGACUACAAACGUGCUGUCAAGGCUCGCAACGCAGUCCUCGAUGAGCGCGCAAAGCUGGAGCAGGAGUGGGCAAAACAACGUCCGGGGUCCCUUCCAGAUAGUUUACGGUCCACCCCAGAGAGACAAUCGCUUUAUGUGCCAGAGCCGACAGAUAGUAGCAGUGAGCAGACGGGGAGCAUUGAUGAGAACAUGCAGUCAAUGCAACUAGCAUCGCCCACACCGAGUCUCACCACCACUUCCUCGAGCCCUUACACGAACUAUGUCUUCUCCCGCAGCACGAUUCUGGCCCAGCCUCCUCCAGAGGACCGCUCACCGGUUACCACACCGAAUGCUGUUUCUGGCAAUUCCUCGUAUACCGACUCUACCACCACCUUGCCCAUCCCCGACCCCAACAGCACAGUCGUCCAAGACUCGACCCCACCUCCCACUCCCAAGCCAAGGCGCUACAAGAAAUUCUGCAUGCUUCCUCCCAAGGACGCAUACGGGAACAAGGACCCCACCUGGGUGCCCGUGGUUAUGGAGAAUAUGGACGAGGUAGUUGCACAUACCAGUCUCUUCGUCGUGAGCGAGACGUACGAGAGGUUGGUAGGGGAUGUGGGGGCGAGGAUUGAGGAGUGGGUCAGGGAGAAUGAGAGCGUGAGGGUUGUGAGGGAAAUGGAGGGAUUGGGUUAG
Westerdykella ornata is the source of this 1893-nucleotide messenger RNA. RefSeq lists its product as uncharacterized. The transcript has 2 exons. The coding region runs from base 1 to 1893 and encodes 630 amino acids. The record is from RefSeq and is a predicted model, not a curated record. NCBI's taxonomy places the organism in Eukaryota, Fungi, Ascomycota, Dothideomycetes, Pleosporales, Sporormiaceae.